UUGCUUAUCAGUUGGGUAUUUUUAUCAAUAAAAUUAUUAUCAAUUAAAGAGUAUUUCCCUGGGUUCCCUCAAUCAUUCCCCCUCAAAUAUUGCUUAAACAACUCCAAUUUGUUCUAAAAUGGCUUUGUAUUCAAAUCAACUUUCAUUGUCAUCAGAAAAUUUAGUAGCCAAAAAGAAGCCUAAAAAGCGAUCUUUGCUUCGUAUUAUUUGGACAAUUGUACGCAUUGUUCUCUUAGCUAUUGUAAUAGCGGUGAUUGCACAGCUCACUUGGAGUUUUAUAAUAUUCUCUGGUGUUUUCAAUAAUGCAUUAUUCAAAAUAUAUUCUGGCAAUGGAGGAUAUUUCUAUAAAUUUGAAAAGGAGUAUAAUCGUGUCUGGAAGAAUGAUCGAGAACGCUUAGAGCGCUUGAAGGUAUUUGAAGAAAAUUGCCGUAAAAUUGAGGAAUUAAAUGAAGAAGCUGUUGAAAGGGGAAAGAAUGUGACCUAUGGAAUUAAUUCGAUGACGGAUAUGACGGACCAAGAAUUUAAAAAGGUAAGUGAAGCAAAAUGGGUAUUAAGAAGCAAACUGCUUCUGAAGAAGCAAGAUUCUUUGGAUUUUAGUUUUAUGAAGCAAAGGGCUUCAGAAACGAUUUUAAGCUUAAAAAAAUAUUUUAUGAAGCAGUGCUUCAUAGUUGGCUAA
Messenger RNA from Meloidogyne enterolobii, 676 nucleotides. The record is from the annotation of a GenBank genome assembly. Lineage: Eukaryota; Metazoa; Nematoda; Chromadorea; Rhabditida; Meloidogynidae.